AUCAUAUUGCAAGUCUGUGUUUGGAAUCAGCCUUGACAGUGGUCGUCCCUUUUGUUAAGAGUGACUGUGGAUGAGCUAUGAAAGCUCAGUGAACCCAGCUUCGUCCCCUGUAAAUGAGAUACAUAGUAGAGUUUCAGCGAGGAUUAGACAUGAGUGGUGCAGUGAUUCAAUACACAGAGCUGCUGCCAUGUCCCACGAACCUCUUAGCUGCCUGACUGAAAAGGGGGACAGCCCCAGUGAAACCACUGGGAAUGGCCCCCCACAUCUGGCUCACCCAAACCUGGGCACAUUUACCCCAGAGGAGCUGCUGCAGCAAAUGAAAGAGCUCCUGAUUGAGAACCAUCAGCUGAAAGAAGCCAUGAAGCUGAAUAACCAAGCUAUGAAAGGGCGGUUUCAGGAGCUUUCAGCCUGGACAGAGAAACAGAAGGAGGAACCUUUUUUUGAGACCCAGAGCAAAGAAGCCAAAGAGCGCCUAAUGGCUCUGAGCCAUGAAAAUGAAAAAUUGAAAGAAGAACUUGGAAAACUAAAAUGGAAAACAGAAAGAUCAUUUGAGGACCCCGCUGAGGACCCACAGGUCCCCAAGGCAGAAGCAGAACAGGAAAUGGAACAGCUGAAGACCCAAGUGGUCCGCCUUCAAGCUGAAAAGGCAGAUCUGCUGGGCAUUGUGUCUGAAUUACAGCUCAAGCUGAACUCAGGCGGCUCCUCUGAAGACUCCUUUGUUGAAAUUAGGAUGGCUGAAGGAGGAGCAGAUGUGGCAAUGCAAGAAAUCAAGAGGAGUCCUGGGCCCACAAGAACUGAUGCUACCGACAAGAGCCGACCUGCAGAAGGUGCCAGGAAUUAUUUGGAAUCUGAGGAACUAACUGUGAGCCAGCUCCUGCUUUGUCUAAGGGAAGGAAACCAGAAGGUGGAGAGACUUGAAAAUGCACUCAAGGAAGCCACAAAAAGAGUUUCAGAUUUUGAAAAGAAAGCCAAUGAUCAUUCUGAGAUCGAGACCCAGACAGAGGGGAGCACAGAAAAAGAGAAAGAAGAGGAGAAAGACAGAGAAACUGUUGGAAGUGAGGUGGAAGCCUUGAACCUUCAGGUGACAACCUUGUUUAAGGAGCUUCAAGAGGCUCAUACAAAACUCAGUGAAGCUGAGCUAAUGAAGAAGAGGCUUCAAGAAAAAUGUCAGGCCCUUGAAAGGAAAAAUUCUGCAGCCCCAUCAGAGCUGAAUGAAAAGCAAGAGCUUAUUUACAAUAACAAAAAGUUAGAGCUACAAGUGGAAAGCAUGCGAUCGGAAAUCAAAAUGGAGCAGGCAAAAAGGGAAGACGAAAAGUCCAAAUUAGCCAUUCUACAGCUGACACACAACAAACUCCUUGAAGAAUACAGUCACGCACUGAAAACAGUUGAAGACCUAAAACAGAGAGAGUCAGAAAAAGUGGAUAAGGUGGUGCUGCAGGAACUAAAUGAAAAACUGGAACUGGCAGAGAAGGCGCUGGCUUCCAAGCAGCUUCAGAUGGAUGAGAUGAAGCAGACCAUUGCCAAGCAGGAGGAGGACCUGGAAACCAUGACAGUUCUUAGGGCGCAGAUGGAGGUUUACUGUUCGGACUUUCAUGCUGAAAGAGCAGCAAGAGAGAAGAUACAUGAAGAAAAGGAGCAGCUCGCAUUGCAGCUGGCAAUUUUGCUGAAAGACAAUAAUGUUUUUGAAGAUGGAGACAGGCAGUCCUUGAUGGAAAUGCAGAGCCGUCAUGGGGCCAGAACCAGUGACCCCGACCAGCAGGAUUACCUUGUUCAAAGAGGAGCUGAGGAUAAUAACUGGCGGCAACAGCAACAGCAGAAUAUGCCAAUUCAUUCUUGCCCCAAAUGUGGAGAAGUUCUGCCCGACAUAGACACAUUACAAAUUCAUGUCAUGGACUGCAUCAUUUAAGUGUUGACAUCUCGCCUCCUCCAAACUGUUGUUAAAUGUCAGAUUUCUUUCCUCCGAGAGUCUUACUUUUGUGUUAUUAAUGUUUUCACUCAAAUAUUUUGGCUCAUUAUGUUUGUUUUAGGAGAAAGGAAAUCAAUAUGUUCCAUGUAGGACAUUUUUUGUGUGUGGAUUUCCAUAAAUUCACAAAAUAGAAUUCUUAACAUACCUUUUUCUGAUAAUAGAUUGAUUUUUAAAACUGUUUUUUAUGUGAGCACUGACCUGUUCAUGCAGUUAAUGAUCAUGUGACAUCAUGGGACACAGUAAGGGUAAUUAGAUGGAAGAAGUACUGCUGAGAAAUUUUAGGAACCUUCUAAGGAGGCAGGAAUUUGAAGUGGCCACAGCUUUCUUCAAGAAAAAUGUCUCUGAAGUAUUUUUGAAAUAAAUUAUGUUGUUAUUUUUCUUCAUCCAUUUAAGACAAACCUAUUUGGGGUUGUGUGUAUAUGUGUACUAUUUUUUUGCAGCCACAGUAAUUGUACCAAAGUUAUGAUAUGGCUGUUCACAUAUGAACACUGUGAACAUUUACUGGAUCAUCAGGACAAAGAAAAAAAUUUUGAUAUAGACGAAAUAGAUACAUUAGGUUCACUGGAUUUGCUAUAACUACAGUGGCAAAGAAGUUAUUUUGUUUUUUUCAUUUGUGCUGUAGGUAUGUGGGCUUGUACAGUAGAAGUUCAUUCACUUCUAAAAGGAACCACUGUUCAUUCAUUCUCUUUUUAGAUCAGACUAUAAGGUCAUAAUCACAAGAAUAGUUAUUGCAAAGUAAAAUUUUGCUUAUAAAUCUUUCACACUGUUCAUAUGUUACUGGCUAAUAUCAUAGGAUGCAUUUUCUGGAUUCAGCUUCACAUAAGCUUAUUACUUGUUAACUCUAUGAAUAUGAGCAAAUCCCUUUACUAGAGACAAAUAUGUGCUGUUUGAAUUACAAAUUGUUUUUGCUACAGAGGUAAAAAGAGGGAUGCGCCAUGUUUCAUAAACCUACAGUUAUUAGUAACACUGGGCCAGCCAUAAAAGUAAAGAAUGACCUUAUGCAUCUAGAACCUAAAACAUUUAAGAGAAAAUUAAAAUAAUCUCCUCUGUUUGGCUCUGUCAUUAGACAAACUUGAUUUAAUACAUACAUAUACACACACAAAUGGAAUCAAACAGGAAUCAAAAUAGUUAAUUAUAUCUUUACACUGUGAAAAUUCAACAGUAACUUAGAUUAAAAGGCUUUCCUGCCCUGGCUGGUGUGGCUCAGUGGAUUUAGC
This is a messenger RNA of Phyllostomus discolor (pale spear-nosed bat), 3183 nucleotides long. RefSeq names its product optineurin (gene OPTN). Lineage: Eukaryota; Metazoa; Chordata; Mammalia; Chiroptera; Phyllostomidae. Gene Ontology annotation, biological process: protein localization to Golgi apparatus; regulation of canonical NF-kappaB signal transduction; Golgi ribbon formation. The record is from RefSeq and is a predicted model, not a curated record. Gene Ontology annotation, cellular component: Golgi apparatus; cytoplasm; nucleus. Gene Ontology annotation, molecular function: K63-linked polyubiquitin modification-dependent protein binding.